Molecule: messenger RNA, 170 nt
Organism: Acaulospora morrowiae
Lineage: Eukaryota; Fungi; Glomeromycota; Glomeromycetes; Diversisporales; Acaulosporaceae
Source: the annotation of a GenBank genome assembly
AAGCACGGUGGAAAACAACCGAAAACUGUGAUCCUUGGAAACAGACAAUGUUUGCGGUGAAUGCUGGAGGAAUGUUCAUUAGAGAAACCAUUAAUCUGAGGCAGCGGGAGGGAGGCGGUAUGUUGUGCGAUUAUGAUGAUGAGAAAAAGAUCGACAAUGAAAAGAUAUAG